AUGGAGAGGCUCGAUGGAAGAAAGAUGAAGAUGGAAGAAGUAGAACUCACUGAGAACAUCGGGCUCCCAGUGAAUCUGCUUGACAAACACGACCCGUGGCCGGCCUAUGUCACAUACACCUCCCCGAUGGUGAAGAGACUCAUAGAGAAGAGCAAGGCCAGAGAGCUGGAGUGCCUGCAAACGGUGGAGGAGAGUCGGCGGGGGGGCAAGCAGAGCAAGCCAGCCAGCCUCAUCCAGCUGAAGAGGAGGAAGUCUUCCAAGUCCUCAGGCACUGCCACCUUCAAGGACCUGAGGUCCGAGACCAUGCUGUCUGUGUGGGGCCCCCUCACCAUGUCGGCCAUGGGGCCCCCGGGGGUCCCAGAGCCCCUCCACCUGCACUCAGACUCCAGGGCGAGUCCCACCACCAGCUACAACAAGAUCAUCUUUGCCCGGGCGCCCACCAUGAGGACGCUCCCUUACACGGCCGGGCGGCCGUCAGAAAUGUUUUGCCUCUAG
This is a messenger RNA of Budorcas taxicolor (takin), 495 nucleotides long. RefSeq names its product CMT1A duplicated region transcript 4 (gene CDRT4). The transcript is spliced from 2 exons. Bases 1 to 495 code for a protein of 164 amino acids. NCBI's taxonomy places the organism in Eukaryota, Metazoa, Chordata, Mammalia, Artiodactyla, Bovidae. The record is from RefSeq and is a predicted model, not a curated record.